Ananas comosus (pineapple) is the source of this 2595-nucleotide messenger RNA. Its product is annotated as pollen receptor-like kinase 4. NCBI's taxonomy places the organism in Eukaryota, Viridiplantae, Streptophyta, Magnoliopsida, Poales, Bromeliaceae. The coding region runs from base 431 to 2377 and encodes 648 amino acids. Gene Ontology annotation, biological process: protein phosphorylation. The record is from RefSeq and is a predicted model, not a curated record. Gene Ontology annotation, molecular function: protein kinase activity; ATP binding; protein binding. The transcript has 3 exons.
AAUAACUAGUCAGUUUUUUUUUUUUUUGUUUGUUUAAUGAGUUUAUAUCCAUAUAUAGGAGGAAAAAAACAAGUCGAAUUAACUAUAUCGUGCUAAAUGAGAUUGAGAAAUAAUACGAUGAUGAUACUUCAGGAUAAAAAAAAAAAAAAAAAAAAAAUUUACGGUGUACGUAUCGUGUACGUUCGUUUGGACGACGUGGUUGACUCGGUCAAACUAAUUUCAUUACCCCUAGCACGAAAGUUAAAGCGCGAACGUAUGCAUGCACAUGCAUGUGUGCAUGUAGCUAGGUACGUAGCUACUACGUACUAUUCUUAGCCCCCUCCUCUCUUUCUCCUCCUCCUCCUCCCUUUCCUCCUCGCCAUGCAAUCCAAACCCCUCCCCACCACCACCCCCACCUCGCCGUAGUCAUCGUUGCGACCGUAUACCCGCCAUGGCGGACGGUGAGUCGCCGUGGCCCCUCCACCUCCUCUCCCUCGUCCUCUCCCUCCUCUCCUCCCUCCGCGGCCCCCCCUCCCCCUCCCCCUCCUCCGAGGCCGCUGCGCUCCUCCUCUUCAAGUCCUCCCUCUCCGCCCCCGACCCCGCUCUCCACAACUGGCUCCCCGGCUCCGCCCCCUGCGAUGCCGGCUGGUCCGGCGUUGCCUGCGGCGCCAACGGCACCGUCGCGGAGCUGCGCCUCGACGGCAUGGGCCUGUCCGGCCGUCUGCCCUCCCUGGCACCGCUGGCGGCCCUCCCGGGCCUCCGCGCCGUCAGCCUCUCCAAUAACGGCUUCCGGGGCCCCCUCCCGGCGGACGUGCGGCGGCUCGGAGCGCUCGCGGAGCUCGACCUGUCGUACAACCGGUUCUCGGGUAAGGUGCCGGAGGACGCGUUCGCCGGCAUGCGGAUGCUGGAGCGCGUCGACCUCUCGCACAACGAGUUGGAGGGCAGGCUGCCGGAGUCGCUGGCGGGGCUGCCGCGGCUGGCGGAGCUGGCGGCUGAGUACAACCGGUUCGAGGGGGAACUGCCGGAUCUCCGGCAGGCGGGGCUGACGGCGGCGAACGUCGCGUAUAACAACCUCGAGGGUCCGAUUCCGACGGGGCUGAGCAGGUUCAAAGCAAGCAUGUUCGAAGGCAACAAAAAUCUCUGCGGUCCGCCUCUCAGCAUCCCAUGCAGCACGUAUUCGCCGCCGUCGCCGUCGAAGAACAUGUCUCUCAUCCUUCUGUUUGCCAUCAUAGUGAUAUCCCUCGGAGUUCUACUUGUAAUCAUAGGCUUGAUCAUGGUCAUCCUCGCGCGCCGCCGUCAGAAAAACAAGCACACAGAACAGAUCUUUCAGUACACCGGUGCAACUGCGAAUAACGAGUCUUCUGACGCUGACGACGAGGCCGAGCUCGGGGCCAUAAGCCACCAACAUGGGGGGCACAAGAGGAGUCACAAGGAAGAGAAGGGGAAGUUGGUGUUUGUAAGAGAGAGGAAGCAAAGGUUUGAGAUUGAGGAUCUUCUGAGAGCUUCAGCUGAAAUACUUGGAAGCGGGAAUUUCGGGUCCUCGUACAAGGCUAAUCUGUUCGACGGGCCUGCAGUCGUCGUAAAGAGGUUCAGAGAAAUGAAAGGAUUGGGGAGAGAAGAGUUUCAGGAGUAUAUGAGGAGGCUGGGGAGAUUGUCUCACCCUAACUUGGUGCCUUUGGUGGCUUACAUGGCUAAGAAGGAUGAGAAGCUGUUGGUCACUGAGCAUGUUCCCAAUGGCAGCUUGGCUCACAUGCUCCAUGGUAAUCGCAGCCCGAACCUUCAACCACUCGAUUGGCCGACAAGACUGAAAGUGAUCAAAGGUGUAGCAAAAGGGCUACUUUACCUCCACGAAGAGCUCCCCGCUUUAACUGUUCCUCACGGCCACCUCAAAUCCUCAAAUGUUCUUCUCAACGAGUCCUACGAACCUGUUCUGUCAGAUUAUGGGCUUGUGCCGGUGAUGAGCCACUCACAUGCUUCACAAGUAAUGGUAGCAUACAAAUCCCCAGAAUUUGCUAAAUAUGGGAAGUUAUCUAAGAAGAGUGAUGUGUGGAGCUUCGGCAUACUAAUACUUGAGAUAUUAACUGGCAAUUUUCCAACCAUUUAUCUUAAAAAGGGAAAUAGUGGCCCCGAUCCAGCGAUGUGGAUCAGUUCAAUUGUUAGAGAAGAGUGUACUGAUAAAGUGUUUGAUGCGGAGAUCUUGAACAGGAAUGAAGAUGGAAGAGUGGAGAUGAUGAAGUUACUUAAUAUAGGACUCAGUUGCUGCGAAGAAGAUGUUCAUAAGAGGUUGGAGUUGAAGGAAGCUAUAAAAAGGAUUGAAGAAGUGAGAGAAAGGGACAUUGAUGAUGAGUACUCUUCAUUUGUUAGAUGGAAUUCGUCGAAAUCAAGGACCGAAGAUUAAUGAGCCCUAUCACUCUCUACAAGAGUUUCAGCAUUCAGAUUACAAUCCAAAACAUUUGAGAAUGUUGACGAUGGGUUAAUCUUAUUGUUGGCAUAAACUUUAUUCUGUAUGUAAUUUGGUGGUGUGUAAAUUAUGGUAGAUUGGCUAAAAAACCUAAAGGUGUCAUUGUAGGGUGUAAGACUUAAUUUUUCUUUUCGCAAACUUAUUGUCUUUCUUCA